This is a messenger RNA of Condylostylus longicornis, 3935 nucleotides long. RefSeq names its product katanin p80 WD40 repeat-containing subunit B1 (gene kat80). Gene Ontology annotation, biological process: microtubule depolymerization; microtubule severing. The record is from RefSeq and is a predicted model, not a curated record. The transcript has 10 exons. Gene Ontology annotation, molecular function: microtubule binding. The coding region runs from base 161 to 2734 and encodes 857 amino acids. Lineage: Eukaryota; Metazoa; Arthropoda; Insecta; Diptera; Dolichopodidae. Gene Ontology annotation, cellular component: katanin complex.
UUGAAAGAUAAUAGUUAUGAAAAAUUUUAUAGUAUUUUUUCUAAUUUAUUGAAAUAUAUAAUGUAAGAUUCACCGAAUAAAAUUGUAUUUAAUAAUAAUAGAAGUGAGAAAAAAGUUUAAAAAUAUUAUUAUAUGACAGAAAAGAAACUUUUCUUUUGUGAUGGCUUUAUCGAGGAAAUUAACAUCAAAAAUAUAUGAAAUAAAAGCUCACAAUGGAAAAGUUACAUGUUUGGAUUUAGGUGAAACAGGACGUGUGUUAGUAACCGGUGGACAGGAUAGGAACGUCAAUUUGUGGGCGAUAGGGGAAUCUGAAUGUUUUAUGUCUUUACCUGGCCAUAAUGGAACAAUUGAUUGUGUUAAAUUUGCAUAUAAUGAUGAUUUUGUGUAUUCAGCUGAUGAUAUUGGUAUUAUAAGAAGAUGGGAUCUUAAUGCUCAAACAAUUUGCUCAACCUUAAAUGGACAUAUGAAAAGCGUUCGAACAUUAGAUUUUAAUCCAUCUGGCGAAUACGUAGUAUCCGGUAGUAAUGAUACAACUGUCAGACUUUGGGAUGUCAGAAAUCAGAAUCGAUGCAUGAAAACGUAUAGAGGCCAUAUAGCAAACGUUAAUUCUGUAAAAUUCUCUCCUGAUGGUUUAUGGAUUGCCUCAGCUGGUACAGAAGGAUCCGUAAUUAUUUGGGAUAUACGGAAAAGUAAACAAAUAAUUGAAUUUAGUGAAAGAGCUUCGCCGGUAACUUGUAUCCAAUUUCAUCCUAAUGAGUUUUUAUUAGCAGCUGGUAGAAAUGAUGGAAGUGUGUAUAUUUAUGAUUUAGAGAAAAAUAUUUUAAUAUCCAAAACAGAAAGUUCAAGCCCAUAUGCUGGACAGACAGUAAAGUGUAUCACUUUUAGUGAAAAUGGGGAAUGUUUAUUUGUUGGAACUGCUGAGGGUAUUUCAGUUAUAGGAUGGGAGCCUACAAGAGAGUUCGAUAAAAUAGAUUCCACAUGGAGUUUUUUAGGAGACAUUAAAAUAGUAAAUAGAGAAAUUAUAUGCGGUGCAUAUGAACGAGAUAUGGUUACUAUUCAUACUAUGCCCAUAAGUAGGAUAAGUCCAUUUUUUAUCGCUCCAGCAGUUAAACCUUUACCUAAUAACCAGCAAUUGGGUACACAACCGGUGUCGAUACAAUCGGUAAUUGGCUCAGCAUCUCCUUUUUCUUACAAUCAAUCUACAAGAAAGAGUUUCUCACGGGGAACUCACAAAUUAACUCUUUCUGUGGAAUCAAAUAGUAAAUCAACCAAUUUAAAUAAUAAUAAUAAUAAUAAUAACAGCAAUAAUAAUAUCAAUAACAACAAUGAUAUUAAGAGCAAAAAACCAAGUAGGGUAAUUGAGGAAAAUGAAGAAAGUCCAAGUCCCAGUCUUGACGGUUUGUCUUCAUCUCCAAAUCUUAGUAUUGAAAUAAUAGACAUUGAGGAUCCGCCUUCUCGGCAUAUAAAUGCGGAUACAAAUACAGGAAUUCCUUCUAGGAACUUUAAUCAAUUUAAAGCUGUAUCUCCUCUUACAAGUGAUAUUAACAAAUUUGAUAAAUAUAGUAGUUUUGAUACAUAUUGUAGUAAUUUUGAUAAUGAUAUUGGUUCCUUAACAAAUGAUAGUUUUAACGAUAGUAAUCCACCUAUCAUAUCAAAUUACGAGGCAGCUGAAUCGGAGGAUUUUCCUGUGAAUAAUGCAAAAAUGCCAGAUUAUGCUCCAAGAGCAGAUACCUAUCAAUCAAAUUUGCAAACUUCAAAUAAAUUAAGUACAAGCAAUAAAUCGAUAAGUAAGUCAAGGUCAACAAUAUCGUUAACUGGUCAACGCAAAAACACCCAGCUUGCGAUACCAGUUAAAAUUCCUGAUCGCUAUUCAGGUGGAACAUUCUUUGGAGGUGGUCCAAAUAGGGUGUCAUACAUGCAUUCUGUAAGUUCAAUGGAUUUACAUAAAAUGGAUGAAAACAUGUCUAUGACAAAAAGAUCUACCACACAAAUGUCUAUAUCAGCACGAGGUACCAGAAGAGAUACGUCGGCUAAUAGUGAAAAUAGUUUUCAUCAGAGGCAGCAAGCAGUUGGCAAAGACUCGAAACCAUCGAAAGAAUUUACUGUUCAAAUUUUUAAUAAAAAACAACCUCCACCUAUGCGAUCAAAGACCUCGAUUGACUUAAGAAGUAGAUCGGCCACAGCAGCUGUACCACCCACUCAGAAAACUCUUGUGUAUUCUGCCGAUGACAGUGCAGAUGUGCAAAUGUUAAGUGCAUACCAUAACCAUGUAUUUCAAGAAUUAAGUAAUAGGCAUGCAACUUUGGAAUUGAUAAGAAAUUCAACCAGGUCGCAAGAUGUUGUGGGAGCCUUAAAACAAGCAAUAAAAACUGGCCGAACCGUAUUUGUAGAUUUAUUAGGAGCUAUUUUAGAAAAAACAUCAAGUUGGAGUUUAGAUCUCUGCCUUCUUUUGCUUCCCGAAAUAUAUGAGCUACUUCAAAGUCAACAUAAAUUUCAUCAUACUAGAGCUUGUGAUACAUUACGUGUUAUAUUAAAAAAUUUCUUGCCAAUAAUUCAAGAAAAUUGUGAUCCAUGGUCUUUGGCAAAUAGUUUGGGUGUAGACGUAACUCGAGAAGAGCGACAACGUAAAUGUAUUGAAUGUCAAGAAUGGUUAUUGAGAAUAAGAAGCUUACCCACUGAUACAGAAAAUUCUACAUCGUCAUUAGCAUCAUUACAGAACUUAAUAACGUUUUGACACAAAUCCCGUUUUAUAUUGAUAGAUAAUUCAACUACAUAUUUUGUUUGAUAGUAAGUUUAAAAUGAGUGAUAAUUAAAAACGAUUAAUUAAUCAAAUGAUUUUAAAAGAUAAUUUUUAACCAUCUAUUAAAAUAUAAAGCUUGCUUGAUUUUUUUGAGGAAAACGCACUGUUAAUAUGGAGUUAGUUCUUGAUUGUUACUUCGUUUGUAAGAUUUUAAAAUAUAUUAAGUUGAAUAUUUUAGUUGAACAAAAAUAUCAAUUAAUACCAUAAGUUUUCAGGGAACAUUGGUAUCAUAAAUUUCAUAUGUAUUUAAAUAAUAUUGGGUUAAGAAGUAUUUGAUGCUUUUAUUUAAAAAUCUUUCCUUCGCAUACAUUAAUACUAGAACAAGAAUGAUGCCUACAACACAUUUUCUAAUUCUAUAAAAAGAAUUUAGUUAUUACACUGAUGUAUAAUAGAAAAUUGAUCAUAAUAAUAAAACAAAUGUAUUUAUAUUUUAAGAGUAAUCUUACAUUUCACAAAAUAACACUUUUGAGGAAACGUUUUAGGUCAGGAAAUAAAAAUUUUCUAUUUUUACAAUAUUUUUGUUUCCAUUUUUUAUUAUCAAUUUUUUUUAAAAGUAAUGCUUUUUGUAUAAAUAUCUAGCUUAAAUUUCAGGUUAUUUUUGGUAGUUAUAUUUCGGUUUUUCAGUACUUAUGCUAAUUUUUCAUCAGUCUAGUCACCAUUAUUUAUUCGCUGUUUAAUAUUGAAUAAUUUUUGUGUGAACAUGAGUAAUUUAUUUUGAUAUUUAAUUAUGAUACUUUUUUUUUAUGUACGCAAAAGUCUAAGAUAAAAACAUAGAAUCUAAAUUUUAUACUAACAAUUAAAAUGGAUUAAAUUAUUCUUUGAUUUAAUUAAAAUUUUAAUAACUAGAUAAUUUUCAUCAACGUAUUUUUCAUUUUGGUUACGUAUAACACCACAAACUUAUUUAUUAGAAUUUAUUUGCUUGAAAAAUUAAUGUUAGUUUUAGUUAACCGAGUUGUGUUUCAGUUUUUUCAGAGGCGUUUUACAAAUAUAACAAUCAAAAAUUGAUUUAUUAUAAGAAUUUUGUUAAGCAGAUUACUUUUUACAUUAUAAGAAAAAUAGUGCAUUAAAUUUAAUUGAAAAUAUUUUUGCAUAACUAGAAUAUAUUUUUAAAUACUUAAUUUAUUAUGAGUGAAGA